GGGCAUGCGCAGAGCGCGCGGGCCACGGUUGCCGUGGCAGCGCCGGCUGGAGCGGAGGGCUGCGGGUGCGGCGCGGGGACCGCAGCGGUGUGAGGCGGCCACACCGCUACCCGAGAGCUCGUGGUCCGGCCAGAGGCGGCCCAGGGUAGGCCUGAGCGGCUGGGCGCGUCACCCGGCCGGCGGGGAUGCGGGACCGGCUGCCGGACCUGACGGCGUGUAGGAAAAAUGAUGAUGGAGACACAAUUAUUGUUGUUGAAAAGGAUCAUUUUAUGGAUGAUUUCUUCCAUCAGGUUGAGGAGAUUAGAAACAAUAUCAGUAAAAUAGCUCAAUAUGUCGAAGAAGUAAAGAAAAACCACAGCAUCAUUCUUUCUGCACCAAACCCAGAAGGAAAAAUAAAAGAAGAGCUUGAAGAUCUGAACAAAGAAAUCAAGAAAACAGCUAAUAAAAUUCGAUCUAAGUUAAAGUCCAUUGAACAAAGUUUCGAUCAAGAUGAGAGUGGGAACCGAACUUCGGUGGAUCUUCGGAUACGAAGAACCCAGCACUCGGUGCUGUCUCGAAAAUUUGUGGAGGUCAUGACUGAGUACAAUGAAGCCCAGACUCUGUUCCGGGAGCGCAGCAAGGGCCGCAUCCAGCGCCAGCUGGAAAUCACUGGGAGGACCACCACGGACGAGGAGCUGGAGGAGAUGCUGGAGAGCGGGAAGCCUUCCGUCUUCACUUCCGACAUUAUAUCAGAUUCACAAAUUACUAAACAAGCUCUCAAUGAGAUCGAGUCUCGUCACAAGGACAUCAUGAAGCUGGAGACCAGCAUCCGGGAGCUGCAUGACAUGUUCAUGGAUAUGGCCAUGUUUGUGGAGACCCAGGGUGAAAUGAUCAACAACAUAGAAAGAAACGUUAUGAAUGCCACAGACUAUGUUGAACGUGCUAAAGAAGAAACUAAAAAGGCUGUUAAAUAUCGCAGCAAAGCAAGGAGGAAAAUGAUAUUCAUUAUUAUUUGUGUAAUUAUAUUGCUCGUGAUCCUUGGAAUUAUCCUGGCAACAACAUUGUCAUAGCAACCAUAUCCCAAGAGCUAUUUAUCCUUGGAGACACAGACCACACCUGCAACAAAAUCAACAUCCUGUCGCUUCGUGAAUAAAUCUUAGACUCUGUGGCUUGGCGCUAGGUGCUGACUUUUUAAUUAAUGAAUCCAAGGAGAAAGCACAAUAGAAUGUCUUGUCCGGUGAAAACACUGUGAACAGAAUGGAUUUGAUAGUGAACUUAAAUGUCCUAGACUCUAAAUAACACACUACAAAACUUUAACGAUGUGAAACUUGUUUCCAGGGCCUUGAGAAAUAAGGAAUUAUUGAAAAUUUCAAUUUUUAAAAUAUUUCAGUGUUAAAAAUGUAUUUAAAAUUUAAUGAGGAAUACUUUAUGUUACGAAACUAUUAGAUUUCAGGUCCAAGACUUACGUUCCUCCCCUUCUCCCAGCUAAUAUAUGCUAAAUAAAAGACUUUUUGUACUAUGUUUGUUUACUUCUUGUUUGCAGGAAUAAUUUUUAUCAUAGAGCUGUUUUGUAAGAUAUCUGUAAUUUUAAAUGUUUAUAAAUUGUUUAAUAUAUUAACAUCUUAAUUUACACUGUUUUAUAUACUAAAUAUUGCCUUUUGAAAAAAAUAGGAAGUUUCAUGUUAGAACCAUCUUUGUACAGUUGUUUACAAAGUUUGCCAUCAUCAUAGUAAACAUUGGUUGGAAAGCCCCGCAUAAAUCCUUUCAAGUGCCUUCUGAUUAUAUUGAUCGAUAAAGUUGAAAUGCACCUAAUACCCUUUAAAAAGCCAUGUUUAUUUACUUCCAGUUUCUACCUGUCCCAUCACCCAGGAUAGUACAUAAUUCACUACUGCAUUGUCAAGACAAUGGCAUCUUCUUUGUUCACUAAAUAUAAGAUUUAUGUUUCCCUGUUUACAUUAAUAAAGUCUGAAUUUACAGUGGUGAUGAACCAAGAUUUAGUACUCUCUAAACUCAAGGAAAUUAUUCCUAGACAUUAAGUAAUUCUCACAAAUGUAAACUAUUGUACAGAUCACUUAAAUGUUCUUGUUAAGUACCUACUAUCCUGCUAAACUUUAAAAGUUAAUUCCCAUAGUUUGUAGGGAUCGAAAAUAAUGUUUUUAUUGCUCAAUACUGUUUUUAGUAUGAUAGUAUGCUUUAUUUUUAGUUCAUAAUAUGUAUGAACUAAAGAAUGGUCAUCUAUUAACGUAGCGACUAGUCAGAAUUUCAAGUGAAUAGGUGAAGGAUACCCCCCAAAUAGUUAAUUUGUGUUACUCCUAUGUGUAAUUGUAUAGGCAUAUGACUAUAUUUUAACAUUGUUUGGUUUGAAACUAAAGUAGCUGUGCUUGAUUCCAAACAAUUAGUGUGGGUAAUAUUGGGCAGUUUAGAAACUGCCUUCCUUAUUCAAUACUGUUAUGAAUUUCACUUGUUCAUAACUUACACAUCCAGCUGCUUAGCUUAGUUCCAGUCUGUAUUUCGCAUUUUAUUACUUGCUGGUCAUCACUCUGUACUCAGAAUUACUACAGGAGUAUUCUGACUCUGACACACACACACACAAAUAGAACCUCCACAGUUGACCACCUCCUUACAGUUGGCUUAAUUUUCAUAGGCCAACACACACCAUGUGUGUAUCAGUGCAGUAGGCCUCUUAUGUUGACCACCUCUGUAUGUUGACCGGUUUGUUGCAAUCCCUUGUAUGGUCAACUUACAGUGGUUCUACUGUACAUAUAUAUAUAUUUUGGUCUUUAAAUAGCCUGUUGGUGGUGUGUGGCUCACUGUUUUGUGAUUAAGCUGAAGGUAUAACUUGUCUUGAAGAAUAUUUAAGUGUUUAAAGAUCGCGCUUAUAUUGAUACUUUUGUUUACUUGCAUGAUCAUGUCUGCUUUUGUGUCCCACUUCAAGUUCAAUCUUAUUAGUCCUCACUUCCUAAUACUCCUCAUUGUGUUUUUUAAAAUUGUUCUGGGCGGCACCUGUAGCUCAGUCGGC
This is a messenger RNA of Otolemur garnettii (small-eared galago), 2998 nucleotides long. RefSeq names its product syntaxin 2 (gene STX2). The transcript has 10 exons. Gene Ontology annotation, biological process: exocytosis; intracellular protein transport; synaptic vesicle fusion to presynaptic active zone membrane. Gene Ontology annotation, molecular function: SNAP receptor activity; SNARE binding. Gene Ontology annotation, cellular component: presynaptic active zone membrane; synaptic vesicle; SNARE complex. The record is from RefSeq and is a predicted model, not a curated record. Lineage: Eukaryota; Metazoa; Chordata; Mammalia; Primates; Galagidae. The coding region runs from base 186 to 1049 and encodes 287 amino acids.